CAUAGUUCACGUUCUAUACGUAUAGAGACGCUACAAAAGAAAAUUAUAUAUGUACUUCGGUGGAUCUGUAAUUAUUCAGUUUUACUUCUCGGAGAAGAAUUACAUUCUUCUCUCUGGAGUUACAUAUUCCCACGAGAUCUUUUUUAAUAUAUCCUUUGUAUAAGUAAGAGUUAUAUUACAGGAUUCGAUUUUUAAAAGCUUAUGCAAAAAUGUAAACUCAAUUCUCCUCGAACAAGCGCCAUCUAUUGGUCGCUAAAUUAUCUUUUGUGUAAUUCCAGUGAUCACCGGUAUUUAGCAGCAAUUCAAGCGUUAUUUCUUGGUUUUUAUUUCUUUCAUCAACAGUGUGUGUACGACGUGCGUAAGUAAAUCGAGCGAUACUCUCACGGAAUGCAGCAAAAAAUUGACUGUGCACAGCUGAAAGAAAUGAGUUCUGAGAUUCACUGUCACGACCUUAGCAAGAUAGAUAUUUUAGCGUGUCCAAUAUGCAACGCGAAAUACAAACUCCGGCAGGCUUUUCCUUUCCUUCUGUAAGACCCGAUUGCAAAUGCAGUUUCACUUUCUCAUUCUGCCAUGAUUCCGCGGGAGGUGAGAUGCAUUCUUUUCACUUCUAACGGUACGAACUGUUCCUGCCGAUCCUCCGAGGAUCACGCGAGUAUCGACGUAUCGUUUCGAGGAUAUUCUCGAAGACAUUUCUUGCGAAACUUUCAGUUAAUUUAUAGAUUCUUAUAACAGCUGCAGGAUAAAUAUCGGGAUACAAGUAUUGCAUAAUUUCUCAUAAACGAAUCUUGGAAAAUAUCAGAACAUACGUGAGUAUCCUCGAAAUAUUUUUAUUUUAGAGAAAUGUAUUUUUCAUUUCAUUCAUUUACAGGUCGUUUGGAAAACUGUGUAAAAAAUCUCGGGGAUCUGAAGUUCCGAGGAAUUUGAAAACUUAAGAAGUUCAUAAAGUAUAAACGCGAAAUCCUGUAAUCUUAUAAGAGCGCGAAUCAGAACAGAAGAUUAUCGAUCUUAACGAUUAUAUCAUUAUAUCGGCCGCGUUUCUCUCGGCUCGCGCGAGGAGAGCGAUUCGCUCUCGAAAGUCGUCGCCUCGUUUGAGCGUGUGAGCGAUCGAGCGAGCAGGCGAUCGAGCAAGCAAAGGAGAAGGAGACAGAGAGAUUCGAAUUGCGCCUCCGUCGCCUCGGUUUCUUUCGUCGAUCAGUCAGAUCGUUAAUUGUAGCAUGCCCGACUUCUCGCAUAAUUCGCCGCGGUUCCGGCGACAGAUAUCCUUGUUAAGGAAGAAAGUCCUUCGAGUCCGGAUAAUCCUGCGUAAACUUUGUCCAUCGGCGAGGCAGGAGAAAGUUCCUCACCUUCUCCCUUUUUACUUGAUUCGCUUCGCCGAUUUUUUGCCGCAACUCUCAACUUCGCAAGGAUUUCUUUCGGACGAUUUCCAUAUACGAGAAAGAAGUCCUACCUAUCUAUUUGCUUCUGUCACGAAGGGAUCUCAACGUCUUCAUCGCUGAUUCUUGUCAAAUCAAUUCGAAGUCGAUGGAACUCGUGUUCUCGUGUUCUAAGAUCAAGUUGCAAAAGUUCCAGGUUUUAAGGAAAUGUCGAUUGAUACAAUACACUCCAGUCAUGUUGGAUGCAAAUACAUGAAACUCAUAGAAACUGAUAUUUCAAGAAUUUGAAUUUCCAAGGAUGAAAAGUCUGAAAGUCUUAAAAUAUAGGAUGGAAAGGAUCCUGAAGUGCCGAAUUUCCAAAUGUUCACGAGAGGCUCUUCUACAUUCCCAAAGUGAAAACCCUGAGUUUUUUUAUAUUUGUGCACUCGAAUGGAAGAUCUUUGAGAUAGAAGGACCUUCACCUUCGUCGGUCCCGUUCCAUAAAUCACCAGGAGCGACCCUCGGACGCGCUUCAUGUUCCUCAGCUGGACCACAUCGUCGCUGGCUCUUGCCCCCUCCUACAUCGACGACGCGAUCACUUUCUUCGAGAUGGCCUCGUGCCGAAGGAUCCGCUGUUGGCGUCGCGCUAAUCCUACUCGAGGAUCGAUCGGCAUCGCCAAGGCCAGUCGCGGGCUAUGCGGAUCCAUAGAUUGUGGUGAUCGCGGUGGUCCUCGGCGCGCGGGUAUUCUCGAUUUCGCUGGCGAUGUGCCGUCUUCGCGGUGACUUGAUCGUCCUGCUGGUGGUCGUCCUGGCGGAGGCUCAGUGUGCCAUGAUGAGGAUCGUCCGGGAGGAUCACGCAACGUCGCAGAGGCAACCGCGCUCGAUUGUGUCGUCGAAGGUACAGAUACUGAAGGACGCUGACGCGUCCUCGACGACCACCACUACCACUGGACGCAUCUUCAACGGCAAGCCCAGCAAGAGGGGCUCGUGGCCUUGGCAAGUGUCCCUUCAGUUGUUGCACCCGAAACUCGGCUUCAUCGGCCAUUGGUGCGGUGGUGUGCUCAUAGACCCCAAGUGGGUGAUCACUGCCGCUCAUUGCAUUCACAACGAGCUGUUCAAUUUACCUGUCGGUGCACUGUGGACAGCAGUAGUCGGCGAAUGGGAAUUGGACGCGGGUGGACGCGGAUCCGCUCGUUUGCCUGUCGAAAAAGUCAUCCUACAUGAGAGAUUCAACAAUUACAUGCACGAUAUAGCCUUGAUGAAGCUCGCCAGAUCAGCGCCAUUAUCCAAGGUUGUUCGCACGAUUUGCCUUCCUGAUCCCGAGGAGGACUUCGCCGAAGGACAGUGCGUGACCUCUGGUUGGGGUCGGUAUGGUCCGUCGCCUUCGCUCUCCACUGCUCUUCUGGAGGCCAAUGUUCCUCUCUUGAAUCUCGAAGAGUGCCUGCAAGCCUACAGCACUUCGGUGCCGAUCAAAAAGGGUCAUCUCUGCGCGGGUCACACUGACGGUUCCACCGGUAGUUGCGUGGGCGAUUCCGGAGGACCUCUGCAAUGUCGACGUGCCGAUGGCGUUUGGCAGCUAGCCGGCGUCACGUCCUUCGGUUCUGGUUGCGCCAGGCCGGGUUACCCGGACGUGUACACCAGGAUACAGCAUUACCUGAACUGGAUCAAGAAGACGAUCGCGAAUGACGAUGAAGACCGAUGGUGAAACUCGCUUGUGUAAAUAUGGACGAUGUAAAUAUGUACAAAGCUCUUUCUGAAGAUCCUUUUUUAGGUUUCAUUAUGUAAAAUUUUAUUUGUAUAUAGUGUGUAUUUUGUUUACGUUGUAUAAUGUACAGUAUGCUAAGUUACAUUACAUACCAACUAUUUAUAUCUGUUUAUUUUAUAAUUUAUAACGUUAGUCUUUUUUUAUUUUUAGAAAGAGUAAUUUAUUUUAUAUGUUAUAUAUAUUUAUAAGUCGUCCGUUUUUCUUCCGUAUAUACAUC
This is a messenger RNA of Odontomachus brunneus, 3334 nucleotides long. Its product is annotated as chymotrypsinogen A-like. Bases 2116 to 3057 code for a protein of 313 amino acids. NCBI's taxonomy places the organism in Eukaryota, Metazoa, Arthropoda, Insecta, Hymenoptera, Formicidae. Gene Ontology annotation, biological process: proteolysis. The transcript is spliced from 6 exons. Gene Ontology annotation, molecular function: serine-type endopeptidase activity. The record is from RefSeq and is a predicted model, not a curated record.